Oncorhynchus mykiss (rainbow trout) is the source of this 2212-nucleotide messenger RNA. It is a transcript of the gene tsr2, whose product is annotated as TSR2 ribosome maturation factor. Lineage: Eukaryota; Metazoa; Chordata; Actinopteri; Salmoniformes; Salmonidae. The record is from RefSeq and is a predicted model, not a curated record.
GCAAAUUCGAAUCACUCACUGGUCACUCGUCAUGUAAUGCCUGAUUAUUUUCAAAAUGGAAGCGCAGAAGACUGCACGUGAACUUUUCACUGAAGCAGUGAGAGCAGUCCUAGAAACUUGGCCUGUUUUACAGAUCGCAGUUGAUAAUGGAUUUGGAGGCGUGUACGGCCAACAGAAGGCAGAUUGGAUGGUGGAUGUGGUCCAACAGUAUUUUCAUGACAACGAAAACCUGCAGCCAGAUGAAGUGGAGGACUACAUAGCAGACCUUAUGAACAAUGAGUUUGAUACAGUGGUGGAUGAUGGCAGUUUACCUCAGGUGGCACAGAAGGUUAGCCAGAUCUUUACACAGUGCCAACAAGGAAAGCUUGCAGAGGUCAAAGAUCAGAUAGUCAAACUUAACAAGAGUGCAGAACGAGCCAAGGUCACACCUCAACCAAACGCUGCUGAAGAGUGUAAUAGCGAUGAAACAGAGUUCAUGGAGUGUGAAGCAGCAACGUCAACAAACCCCCCGCGUAGUUCGGCACCCAAACAGACAGAUCAACCCCAGUCUCAAGAGGAAAACGAUGGUUGGACCACAGUGGUGCGCAGGAAGUGACAUUACUGUGGAAGUGCUGAGUGAAUUGGGAUUUUACUGCCUCCGAACACUGUCGCCGUUUUGUUUUAUACGUGUCUCUCCAAUGGUUCUGUCAUAUUGGGAGGAUGGACAUAUGUUCUGAUGAAAACCUGGACACGUAACCUAUACCUCGAGUUCACAUUUAUGCAGGUGUCAAAAGAGGUCUUAUCAGGGCAUCUUCUGAGGAACUGUCACUGUUUACAGGAAUUUCAUUGUUUUUGGUACAUGGAAAUCCAGUUCAGUAGCAAUUAAAUAGCCAUCACACAUCACUCACCUACAAUGCCGAGGCAGGCCCCCACCCCUCUGAGGGGUUGGGUUAAAUGCGGAAGAUAUCAGUUGAACAACUGACUAGGUAUCCCCUUUCCAAUAGUAUGUAUUACUGAGUAAGGGAUAGAAAGUGUUCCUUUGCACUGAUCCAUGUUCUAUUUUCAUAUGAAAUUAAUAGAGGUCUACCUGCUACAACAUGUCUAUUUACAGUAUAGUAGUCGGCAGUGUUAAAUAUAAAACUUAAACAGCCAACUUAAUGGUGAAUUUAUUUAAUGUACUUAACUCACCAUCUCUUGGCCGCAUGAGUGGCAUAUAGUACUCUAAAACUGGUUUAAAGAUUUAUUCUGAAGAAUACAGGUUGUAAGAUAUCUGGUCUUUCUUCCAGUCAUGUUUAAAGACAUUUUAUGUUCACAAAAUAAGCAUUCCACAUACAGUUUGGCGACAUGUAUAAAACAAAGUGAAGGAUAUUUUUUUUGUAUACUUUUUUUUGUACACCUGGCAUAUCAAGGCACUAUUUUAACAAAUGUGACUCAGCACAAUGAGAAGUAGAUCAUCCAUUUUAAAACAAACUACAGAUAUCAUAUUCAUCCCAACCAUUUAUAGAACCUGUAAUGCUGCUUUAAUAAAUACAAAGAAUCUGUAGAUUUAGGUUACUGCUACUUAUGUGCUCAGAGUAAUGGUAACGUCAGUUUAUAUUAACUUUAGAUAAAUAAUCAACGUUUCAUUUAGAAAAGAUCUCCAUCUAGGCUGAGAAUAACCACACGGACUUAGUGGUACAGUAUGGACUCAGUGGUAUACAGUAAAGGUUAGACGCAUGGUAGUUGUGUUGUGGUGGUGGACAGUAGUCUACAAGUUGAGCCAGGGGUGCUGCAAACACUGAGCGGCAGUGGCUCUCUUUUCUGGUGUGACGUCCAGCAUGGUGAGGAGGAAGUCACUGAACUGGGCCGCCUGCUCCAGUGGCCACUCAUACUUCUCCAACAGCACCUCAAACAGACCCCAUGGCUUCAGGUUGGCUAUGUGUCUCAGCUCACCUUCAAGAGGGAAAAGAAUGCAUUGUUCCAGUGAGCUAAACAUUAAACCACAAAAAUAGGGACAGUCUCUCAGAUCAUCAUUUUGGGGGUUGCCGAGUGGCAUAGCCCUCUAAAGGCACUGCAUCUCAGUGCUAGAGGCGUCAAUACAGACCAGGCUGUAUCACAACCGGAUGUGAUUGGGAGUCCCAUAGGGUGGCGCACAAUUGGGUUCGGGUUUAACUUCAUUGUAAAUAAGAAUUGUUUCUUUAAGUGCCUGUAACUUGCCGAGUUAUAUAAUAAAUCCUAUUAGGCACCAUACAGG